CUCUGUCUCUCUCUCUCUCUCUCUCUCUCUCUCUAUAUAUAUAUAUAUAUAUAUAUCUGUAUAUAUUCGAUCAAUCCGCCAUUGUUGAUUGCCACUGACCACUGCAAAUCCUUCUGUCUCGCUCUCUACACGUAUCAUGGCUGAAGAAAGGUCCGUCGACAGUCCCCGAUUCCCAAUCCACAAACCCUACUUCGCAGCGCAGAUUAUCCUCAGAGCUCUCGCUAUCGCCGCCACUCUCGCCGCCGCCUGGCUCAUCAUCACCGCCAAAGAGACCUCCACCAUCAUCGGAUUCAAGGAAGUCGCGCGUUACAACUAUUCUUCUGCCUUCAAGUUCUUCGCCCUUGCAAACAUUGUCUCAUUUGUCUUCUCCAUCCUCUCCCUGCUCUCCACUUUCUUCGCCGGCCGGAAAACCGUUCACCCGGCGGUUUACUUCUGCCUUUUCCUCCAUGAUUUGAUUAUGGCAGCAUUGCUGAUAUCGGCAUGUUCGGCGGCGACGGCGAUCGGCAUGGUGGGGAAGUAUGGGAACGACAAGACGGGAUGGAUGGCGAUCUGCGAUUAUUUCCCGAAAUUCUGCAGAAGAUCCACAGUUGCAGUAGGUUGUUCUUACGUGGGGUUUUUGUGCUAUUUAAUUCUCACUGUAGUGUCUGCUACAAAAUCCACCACAUCAUCAAAACCCUAAAUUGAUUAAUUACAUGAUAUCAGUGUUUGUAGGAAUGGGACUUUAAUUUGAUCAUCCCCUCUGCUGUCAUAACUUGACGUA
Molecule: messenger RNA, 760 nt
Organism: Andrographis paniculata
Lineage: Eukaryota; Viridiplantae; Streptophyta; Magnoliopsida; Lamiales; Acanthaceae
Product: CASP-like protein 1F1
Exons: 3
Coding region: 137-679 (180 amino acids)
Source: RefSeq, a predicted model, not a curated record